UCCACCACCUGCGAAUACAAAAAUUAUUCUGAAUCAAUCAUCCACCACCGCACUCUUCAAUCCUUCCAUAUUCAAAAAUGCUCUAUUUAUUGGGGGAAAAAUCCAUUUGUAUAUUCAACGUAUACUGUAAUCUGAAGGUGAAAAAUGGAAGAAAAAUUCUUGAUUGGGAAAAAAUUCAUGAAAAAUAAGGAAACAGUGCAGCGAAUUCUCUGUAUAAAAAUUCAUAAUUGCGCGGAGAUCAAAGACAAAGGGAAAUAAAGCGACAAAAAUCAUGAGUUCGUUCUACCGGAUGUGAAAAGUUUGAAGUCGAUUCAAACGAAGAAACUCAAGAGUCUGAAAUUCUCGUUUGGCAUUUGGCCAGAAAAAAAAACGAAUUUUCUUUUAUAUACUUGUGGACCACCUACACACGCAUUUUUCUGCUCCUGUCAUUUCAAAGUAACUCGUCAUGCAAAUUUUCAAUUCUUCAUCUCCAUAAGAAACACGCACGAUAUUUUGGAAAUAUUUCACGGAAAUGAAUUUUCACUAAUGCUGCUUCUUCUAUUAAUGGAUCGCGGAUUUUUGAAAUGCAUUUGAUAUUCUGUAAUUAUUAUCAGGAAAAGCGAGGGACGAUGGACUUCGACAAAGGAGAAGAAGAAAAAGAAGAAGAAGAAGAAGAAGAAGCCUUUAGGAGAGGUCACGGAAUUUUACUGUCUGCAGAAGAGAACAUAAUCUCUGGAGAAGUCGACAAAUGUCGCGAGGAUUUAGUGUAUGCUUAUAGUCUGAAAUGAGAUUUGUGGAAAAGAAAAUACAGAAGGAAAAUGAGAAAAGGCCACCCCACUGCUCAUUCGAAUCGUUUCAAUCUGUUCUUUGCGGUGGUGUUUUCUACCUCGUGUGGAGGUUCACGCAUGCUUAUAUAUACAAAUACAUAUUAAAAAAAAAGAAGAAGAAGAAAAAAAAAAGUACCACAUCUCAGCACACUCUGAGCAGCAGCUGAAGAGAGCAAAAAAGGGUGGGAGAGGAUGAGGGAGGAUUCGCUUCUAUAUGUAGCACUGAAACUUAGCCAGACCAACUUAAUACGUCCCGAAACUUGCAGAAGACGCAUGUACCCUCCUUCAAAGAGGGUCUCUCUCUCUCUCUCAAUCUCUCACUUCUCUCCUUCGAAACUUCAUUUUAAAAAGUCCUUUUAAAUUCUUCAUCAAACGCACGUGAUUUCAAGGCAGAAAAAGAAAUUCUACAUUUUGUGAAUAGUUUUAACGGAAGAAAAAAAAUAACAUUUUUUUUCACAAGUGGUGAUCGCAUUGUGAAAUUUUUCCGCAGUGGUGACAAGAAAAAAAGUAAACAAAAAAAAAAUUCUAAUGUGACAUACAAUUUUUGAACAAUUUUUGUUUGAAAAAGAAAAUUAAAUCGCAGUUUUUUUUGCUGAAAGAGAAAAUGCCGAGAGCUUUUCUUAUCACUCAUCGCCGUUACAAUGGCAUUGAAGAACUUGAGGAAUCACGACAAGAUUAUAAUUCCGAUAUUGGAGUAACGAAAUACGAGAGAGGUGGUGGUCAUCAAACAAAUUCGGAUGGCGCCAGCGAAUGUGGCAGUGAAACAUCAUCAGAAUGUCCUGAGGAGCUUUACAAUUUAACGAAAUUAGCCGAAGUCAGUUUAGCAGCCGCUGCAGGAACAUUAAUUCAUCCAAAUAGAAUUCUCUAUCAGCCAACUUUGACGUCGCGAUGCACUCAAGUCAUUGAAAAAUGUCAUUCACCAAAAUUAUCAACCGCCACACAUAUUCAAUCGAUGGCGCCACGAAGCAGAGAAGAAGAAGAGGAUGAAGAAGAAAAAGAGGCGAAUUUGCGCGAGAGAACGAGACUCUUCUUCGAGAGAAUUGAAAGCGAACGAGAAAUUUUACAAGAGAAAAAUUCGUCCAACAAUCUUCUUGAUGUACGACUUAAGGAGAAGACAACCCAUUUUCCAAUUUAUCGUGAGAAUGAUAAUUUUACGGAAAAAUUUCAGGCAACGAAUUCCGUUAAUUUUGCCGAAACGAAUUCAUCACGACGUGUAAUAACAACAACAACAACCACAUCGUCGUCCUCGUCGUCAUCAUCGUCGUUGUCGGACAUUGCAAAAUGUGAUGAGAAUGAAGAUCACGAAUGCUCUGAUUGCGGAAAAAAAUAUUCGACAUCAUCAAAUCUCGCGAGGCACAGACAAACGCAUCGAUCAUUGGGCGAUAAGAAGGCGAGACGAUGUCCUCAUUGUGAUAAAAUUUACGUUAGUAUUCCUGCUUUCAGUAUGCACGUAAGAACUCAUAAUCAGGGAUGCAAGUGUCAUUUUUGUGGGAAAUGCUUCUCGAGACCGUGGUUAUUGCAGGGACACAUUCGCACUCACACUGGUGAAAAACCAUUCAAGUGUACAAUUUGCAAUAAGGCAUUCGCUGAUAAAUCAAAUCUUCGUGCGCACAUUCAAACGCACUCGAAUACAAAACCGCAUGUGUGCUCACGUUGCGGAAAGGCUUUUGCAUUAAAAUCAUAUCUCUAUAAACACGAGGAAUCAUCGUGUAUGCGCUCACACAAUCGUUCAUCGUCUGAAAAGCAAAAUAAUGACGAGUCGCAAAUUAAUUUGAACCCAACGACAACAACAGCCCUCACGACAAUAACAAAUUCACCAUUGACGAAUAAUUCAACGACAGUGAAUAAAAUUCUAACACAAAAUUGUGUCGUCACAGCAUCGCCGACGAGCGUUAUUGUUCCACGUCUUCAAGGAUUAAUCAGCGAACAAAGAAAUCAAUCGUCUGCAUUCUCAACUAUUAUUAAAACCCCAAAAGUACAAUUUAAUUCCGAAACAUCGAGAUCAAUAUCGCCAAAGCGUUUCUGUCGGGAGAAAAUUUCUAACACUUUGGAUAAUAAUUGUGAAAUUGAUAAAAGUGAAUAUUUAUCGAGAAUGGUUAUUCGAACGUCGGUCAUAUCGCCGAAUCCGGAACAUUUGAGUAAGAAGAGUGCAAAUUUUGAUUAUUCCGAUCGUAAUUCCGCAUUCUCGAGGCCAAUGACUUUGAAUCUUGCCAUUGCGUGAUUUUUUAAAUUCUUUUUUUAUUUCUACAAAAUGCAAAUUUAUUUCUGUCAAAGAUGAAAACAAGAAAAGGAAAAAAAAUUGAAGAAAACUUUUCAAUAAAAAAUAUUGAAAAACCUUCAACAAUUUUUUUUCUUUUAGAUCUAUUUUCCGAAAUUGCUCUUUUUUUUGCUAUCAAUUUUUUUUACCAAGCGAACUUUUAAUUCUUAAACAUAAAACUUGAUUGUAAAAACUUAUAAACUUAACAUAAAACUUAUUUUUACAUUUAAUUAAAUUUCGUUAAAUCAAAUUGAACUAAAUUUUGUUCUCAACAUCUCGUCAAUAUUUUAUAAUUAGAUUUGUCUUUCUAGUUAUUUUUUCCGACCAGUGAGAUUUUAAUUUGUGAUCAUAGAAACAAGAUUUUAAAAAAGACGUUUAAAUAAUCCGAGGAUGUUAAUUUUCUAAUUACUUUCUAUUUUCUACAAUUACAAGUCCAAAGAUUAUUAUUUGAAAUUGUAGAAUUCAAAUUGUACUUUUUAUUUUAAUUUCUAUUCUCGAUAAUUUUAAUUUACGAAAAAAUAUUGUUUCAAUCACAGACAAUAUUUAUUUUAAGCAUAUCUUCCUCAAUAGGGACCAUUUAGCUGAUAGUUACGUGAAUAAUAUGUGCCUUCAAGACGUGUCUUUUCUUUAGGAAAUAUUUUACUUCUAAUCCUCAUUAAAAAAUAAGUUUAAAUUGUACGAAUUGUUCGAGAUUCCAAAGUGUCUAAUAUUUACAGCUGAUGAAUGAUAUUUUUUUUCUCAAACAUAGGAUUUCAUAAAAUUAAUUAAUUAACAGUAAUAAAUUUAUUUAUUUAUUAAUAAUAUUUAUUAAUAAUAAUAAAAAAAAUUAAUUAAUUAAUUAAUUUCAUUAACUUAAAAUAUUAAAUAUCCUAUUUUUGUUGGAGAAAAAAAAUUGAAUCUAUUUUUGAAAAUUUAAUAUUUGUAAAUAUUUUUUUUUGUAAUGAGACAUAUGAGAAUGUUUCGCCCUCAAUUGGCAGCUGUGAGUGUAGUUUUCUUUUUUCAAUAACUAGUCCUUUUUAGAAUAUUAAUUAAUUAAUCAAGGUGUAAAAGUCGCGAAUCGCGAAUUUAUAUUAAACGCCCUGAUGCGAGGGACAUUUGCAAUAAUUAAGAUUAUUUCGCGUUCUGUUUAUCCACAGUGUCGAUAACAGAAAGAGUGUAAACUAGUCGAAAUCGUCUUGCAAUACUUUUUGCAAUUAAAAAAAAAAAUAUAGACUAUAUAUUGAAAUAUUGAGAAAUUUUUUUUAAAUUUCAAGCAUUAUUAUUGUAAGACGAAGAAUGUAAUAUAUUUUGUCAAGUAAUUUUUAAUAACAGCGAUCAUAAUUUUUAAAUUGUAAAUAGAACUUAGAUUUUCUUUUUGUAUCUAUAAAUUUAAAAAAUUUU
This is a messenger RNA of Leptopilina heterotoma, 4443 nucleotides long. RefSeq names its product zinc finger protein 670-like. Gene Ontology annotation, cellular component: nucleus. The transcript is spliced from 7 exons. Gene Ontology annotation, molecular function: DNA-binding transcription factor activity, RNA polymerase II-specific; RNA polymerase II transcription regulatory region sequence-specific DNA binding. Bases 1411 to 3027 code for a protein of 538 amino acids. Gene Ontology annotation, biological process: regulation of transcription by RNA polymerase II. The record is from RefSeq and is a predicted model, not a curated record. Lineage: Eukaryota; Metazoa; Arthropoda; Insecta; Hymenoptera; Figitidae.